AGAGAGCGGUCGCAAAGCACCCGACGAGCCAGGCUCAGGCUCUGGAGGCUCUUCUGAUAAGUGUGUCACCAACAAGACCCCACCAAGAAGGUGUGAGACCGUAUACUGCUUCUCCUUCAUUAUGACUCUUGCGGGUUGAGCUGCCAUAGGAACCUUGGAGCACCAGAAUUUGUUUUUUGAUAUCCAGUUUUUGUGUGUGUGGCCCUUUGAUGACCUUUGAAAAGAACAGCAAGGAAGAUUAGUCAGUGUCCUUCACAGAUGAAGUCUGAGAGCUGCAGGGACACAGUAGCAGCCACAGUUCUGGGCUGGAGGUCUUCUGAGCGUGGGGCCUUUCCUCCAGGUGCUACCAUCUCUACCUCCGCGUUCUUGUGGGAGCCAUGAAGCUGAACAAGAGGAGCGUGACCCACUAUGCUCUGAGCGAUUCUCCAGCAGAUCACACUGGCUUCCUUCGUACUUGGGGGGGACCAGGGACAGCACCUACUUCCAGUGGUGCUGGCCGAAGAUAUUGGUUUGUGCUCAAGGGCAACCUGCUAUUCUCUUUUGAGAACAGAGAAAGCCGGACCCCUCUGAGCCUGGUGGUACUGGAGGGCUGCACGGUGGAGCUGGCCGAGGCGCCUGUGCCCGAGGAAUUUGCCUUCGCCAUUCGCUUUGAUGCCCCUGGGGUGCACCCACACCUGCUGGCAGCAGAUGGGCAGGCUGCCCAGGAGGCCUGGGUAAAGGCACUAUCCCGAGCCAGCUUCGGCUACAUGAGGCUUGUAGUCCGAGAACUGGAGAGCCAGUUGCAGGACGCCCGUCAGAGCCUGGCCUUGCAUCGCGGUGUGUCCCAGAAGUCUGUUGCCAGCUGCAGUAAGCCUCGGACUCCUGACCGCUCAGCUCCAGGCCCUGAGAAUGGCUACUCUCUCCCUAGGGACCGAAAUCCCAAUGGGUCUGUGGAAGAAAGGGGAAGCAGGCCAAUGGGUCGGGAUUUGACUGAAUGGGAGUUACAGGGCCCUGCCAGCCUCCUCCUAAGCAGGGGACAGAGCCCCGUGUCCCCUGAGACCUCCUGUUUCUCUACCCUGCAUGACUGGUAUGGGAAGGAGAUCGUGGAGCUAAGGCGAGGAUGGCAGCAGAGAGCCAAGGGGAGCCAGCCAGAGAGCAAGCAACAGGAUAGGCCCUGAUCCCCGGCCCUUUGCACUGUGACCCUGACCUGCUGGUCAGGAUGCCAGGGUCCGUACUUCAGGAGUUAAAUGUUUACUCAUUUCCCAGAUUGCUGUGUGUGUGUGUGUGUGUGUGUGUGUGUGUGUGUGUGUCCCCCUCCUGCUCUGUAGACUUUCUCCAACUUGCAGUCCUCCCCUCUGUCUGGAGUGACUUCCAACCUGUUUCCUAGAAAGGCCAGGUGACUGAUGGGAACAUAAUGUAAAGCAGGAAGGGGCUGUGCCUCCGCCCCUGCAGGACACUCUAGCCGUAAUGUCCAACAUAAGAAGUCUUGGGCAUCUGAAUACCAGCCGUGCCAGCAGAAGUGGCCUGAGGACUGACAUCGACAUGGUUUGUGCAGGGCUCUCUGUAGGAGAGGCUCUCUCGGUGCUAAGGGGAAUUUCUUUUCUUCCCCCCGCCACCUUGUCAAUGCCCAGUGCUGGACAUGGCCCUGGGAGAGGCAGGCAGCCUUUAUCUAGGAGCAGCCCUUCCUGAUCUGCUGUCCACGGUUUGUCUGCCAAGAACCCUCGUGCCUACUUUCUCCUGUAUCAUGCCAAGUAUUUUUUUCUUCUAAGAGGACAAAUGGCUGGGUCUUAUAGAGCCGGAAGCCAGGCCCAUCUGUCCCUUUAUGUAUAUGCGGUGACAGUGACUGGGGGAAAUGUGGGGCUUGAUAGAGCUAUACCUCUUUCCCAAACAAAACCUGCCUCUUCCUGACCACCCUGCUUUCCCUGUCUGGGGACUUGGGGCAACCUGACCCAAAUCCACCCAGGCCUAAAGGCCAGUCUUUGGCCUCCAGGAGACUUGAGUUUCAUGGUCUCCUUGGCCAGGGCCAGGUCCUGUGAUGCCAGGCAUGGUUCUCAGCCUGCACAUAGCAUCAUAGCCAACUGCCCUUGAUUGUACACACAAGUACUACGCCUUUGCUAACCUUCUUGUUAGUGUUCUUUGGUUUGGUUUUUGGAGACCAGGUCUCACUUUGUAGCCCAUACAGGUCUGGAACUCAUUCUUAGCUUUGCAAGCACUGGGAUUAUAGUUAUGGACCACCACACCCUGUUUGGUUUCCUUUGUUUUGUAGCAGGUCUUGGUUCUCGGGAAGGCCUGCCCACCCAGCUCCUCACACUAGCACUUCUGGCUUUAGGUUUUUGUUUUGUUUUCUUAUAAUUAGAACAGUAAAGUUUGCAGGAUGUGGUAGCAAAGGAGGUAGAGGAGGAUCAGGAGUUCAAGGCCAUCCAAGGUUUUUGACUAGGCUGGGCUACACGCGAGACCCUUUCAGAAAAUUAUUAAUUUUGGUUAUUAUAACCCGUGUUUACAAAUGAAGAGUCAGGAGUCGGAGCUGCGAAGCCGGUGUCCGAGCCUAGGGACUGAGUGAGUCCGGGAACCUGUUCUGCUGCUGCAACCUCCACCAGUACAGUUCUGCUCUUGCUUGUUCCCUCGCCCUAUGGGAAGCCUGCUGCUCACUGCACCUGUUGUUCGAGUGUUCACAGACGCU
Messenger RNA from Chionomys nivalis (European snow vole), 2659 nucleotides. RefSeq names its product PH domain containing endocytic trafficking adaptor 2 (gene Pheta2). Gene Ontology annotation, cellular component: recycling endosome; trans-Golgi network; early endosome. The record is from RefSeq and is a predicted model, not a curated record. Bases 378 to 1157 code for a protein of 259 amino acids. NCBI's taxonomy places the organism in Eukaryota, Metazoa, Chordata, Mammalia, Rodentia, Cricetidae. The transcript has 3 exons. Gene Ontology annotation, biological process: retrograde transport, endosome to Golgi; endosome organization; receptor recycling.